Molecule: messenger RNA, 963 nt
Organism: Diaporthe citri
Lineage: Eukaryota; Fungi; Ascomycota; Sordariomycetes; Diaporthales; Diaporthaceae
Exons: 2
Coding region: 1-963 (320 amino acids)
Biological process (GO): vesicle-mediated transport
Cellular component (GO): membrane; Golgi apparatus
Molecular function (GO): small GTPase binding
Source: RefSeq, a predicted model, not a curated record
AUGUCAGGAGGAGCUGGCUACGAUGCUGUGGUAGACGUGGACGACGAGGUAAAAGCCACCCAACCCACGGGAAACACACCCGCGCGGACACGCAACCCCGUUCUAACAGAAGCUUCCGCCCAGGGCGACCUCGGCCACACCGACCUCCAGGACGACCUCGAAUUCCACAACUCCAACUUCUCCGAGUCGACGCCCGCGAUCCGCAAGGCGCCCGGGUCCUCGGGCCUGCCGCUGCCGGCGACGGCCUCGUCCUCGGGCAAGCGCUACCUGUGGUCCAUGUCCUUCUACGCGCAGUUCUUUGACGUCGACACGUCCGCCGUCCUGCAGAGAUGCUGGGCGGCGCUGUUCCCGCGCGCCAACUUCCUCGACGUGCUCGAGGGCAACCCGGACCUCUACGGCCCGUUCUGGAUAGCCACCACGGUGGUCUUCAUCCUGUUCCUGGGGGGCACCAUAAGCAAGUACCUCGCCACGACGGGCCAGGAGCCGUUCGUGUAUGACUUCAAGCUCCUCAGCGGCGCCGCCGGCCUCAUCUACGGCUACACCCUCUUCAUCCCCGUGGCUCUGUACCUCGCGCUCCGGUACUUCGGCUCCGAGUCCGCGAACCUGCUCGAGUGCUGGGCUCUGUACGGCUACUCCAACCUCAUCUGGGUGCCCGUCGCCCUGAUCAGCUGGAGCCAGAUCAGCAUCCUCAACUGGGUCUUCGUCGGCGUCGGGUUCGGCCUGUCCGUGGCCUUCCUCCUGCGCAACCUGUACCCGGUCCUGAGCGCCACCGACAAGCAGACGAGCAAGGUCCUGCUCGUCCUGGUCCUGGUCCUGCACCUAGCCCUGGCCGUCGCCAUCAAGAUGCUGUUCUUUGCGCACGGCAGCCUGAUACAGAAUGAGCAGCCGGGAAGCGGCGUCGGAGGUGGCGGUGAUGAAGGAAAGGCACCCGAGCAGCCACCGCCGCCACCGCCGGCGUUCUAG